AUGGCUGACCAGUUCGUCGGACCAACUUUGUUUGGAAAGAAACAGGAGCCGCGCUUUGACGCUGCAGUUGUACUACUGCCCUCUGAAGACGAUGAUGACGAUGGGUGUUGGCUCUUGUCAGAAGAAUUCUGGUUGUUCGUGCGACGCCAAGCGAGCUCACUUUCACGUCCUCCACGAACUCCACGUUCACUGUUGAAUCUGAAAAUUAUGGAAUUUCUUUUUAAUCUACUGAAACAACAUGCUUAA
Messenger RNA from Haemonchus placei, 246 nucleotides. The record is from the annotation of a GenBank genome assembly. NCBI's taxonomy places the organism in Eukaryota, Metazoa, Nematoda, Chromadorea, Rhabditida, Trichostrongylidae.